This is a messenger RNA of Cucurbitaria berberidis CBS 394.84, 1935 nucleotides long. RefSeq names its product ser/Thr protein phosphatase family. Lineage: Eukaryota; Fungi; Ascomycota; Dothideomycetes; Pleosporales; Cucurbitariaceae. Gene Ontology annotation, cellular component: cytosol. The record is from RefSeq and is a predicted model, not a curated record. The transcript is spliced from 4 exons. Gene Ontology annotation, molecular function: hydrolase activity. Gene Ontology annotation, biological process: nucleotide catabolic process. The coding region runs from base 1 to 1935 and encodes 644 amino acids.
AUGCAACCAGACGCACAGAAUGCGACUACAAGUCCAAGGGGCCCUCUCGAAUGGGGCCAGAUCAACUUCCUCCAUACUACAGACACGCACGGAUGGCUAGAGGGACACAUCAAAGAAAAGAACUAUGGUGCCGAUUGGGGCGACUAUGUCAGCUUCACAAAGCAAAUGAAGAAAAAAGCUCACAAGCUGGGCGUGGAUCUCUUGCUAGUUGACACAGGGGACUUGCAUGAUGGCGCUGGCCUAAGCGAUGCAACAUCUCCAAACGGCAUCGUCUCCAAUGUCAUCUUCGAGAAUAUCGACUACGACCUAUUGACCAUUGGCAACCAUGAGCUCUACGUUUCCGAGAUCGCCUAUGAAACAUUCAACAAUUUCUCAAAGGUUUAUGGAGACAAGUAUCUUACUAGCAAUGUGCAGAUCAAGAAUCCAGUGACGCAACAGUUCGAAUAUGUUGGAGCAAAGUACCGUUACUUCACUACUAAGCAAGGUCUGCGAAUUAUGGCUUUUGGCGUAUUGUUUGACUUCACAGGCAACAGCAAUGUAUCGAAAGUCAUCAAGGCAGCCGACAUGGUCCAACAGCCUUGGUUUAAUCAAGCCGUCAAUUACACCAAGCCAAUUGACUUGUUUGUACUCAUCGGUCACAACCCCGUGCGGACAACCGUUUCCAGCAGUACAAUUGGUACCGUUUUCAAGGCCAUUCGCAGCAUCAAGCCAGACAUUCCCAUUCAGGCCUUCGGUGGCCAUACUCACAUUCGUGACUUCGUGGUCUACGAUAACAAAGCCACCGGGCUUGAGUCUGGCCGUUAUUGCGAAACCCUUGGCUGGCUAGCCAUAUCUGGUAUCGAAUCGUCUACAUGUAAAGCAGAGCAAAAACCCAAAGGGGUCCCGCAUCCAACUCAGAGUGCAACACCAGUGAAAAGCACAGGAACCGUUUCAGCAAGCGUACACUUGCCUUCCUCGACAUCGCCCUCUACUCUUCGCUAUGCUCGACGAUACCUCGAUUGGAACCGACUUACCUUCGCAUACCAUGCCGUAGGCAGUCAACGCUACACCUCCUUCGACGAAGCCAGGGGCCAUCGAGUAACCUCCGAAAUUACCUCUGAACGUUCCAGGCUCAAUUUGACCAGCCUGUAUGGUUGUUCCCCAGAGACAUACUGUCAGUACUGCAAGCCGUUCCUAGCUGAAGGCAACAUCUUCAAGCUCUUGCAGACUGCGCUUGCUACUGUUGUCGUGAACGAAACACGCAAGGACGUGCCACGACUCAUCAUCAUCAACACUGGCAGCAUCCGCUUCGACCUCGCAAAGGGUCCAUUUACAUACGAUGACUCCUUCAUCGUUUCACCCUUCGACGAUGCCUUCCAGUUCAUCCCCAACGUCCCAUACGAGCAAGCGUCAAAGGUACUCAGCAUCUUAAAUGCAGGCGCCUUCCAAAGAAAGAAACGAGAUCUCGAAACAACCGACUUCAAUUUCAGCCCCGUGCUAGCUGAUCGAGACACUUGCAUCGAUCCACCGCUGACCCACCACUACGAUGGACUUACCCGCCGGUCAAAGCAAGGCGGCCGCCUCAUCCGACGCCAAUCUACCGCCCCCACGCCAGGAUAUACCACAAGCGACGACUUCGGCACAGACGGCGACGACACGAUUCACUCGCGCAUCCCCAAUUUCUCACAGCCGAACGAUCUUCAGGCCAACGCUUCGUUCCCGGUUGAUGGAUCUGUGCCCAAGACUGUCGAUCUUGUCUUCCUCGACUUUAUCGCGAGUUAUAUUGUCAAUGCGCUGAAUAGGCCUGAUGUUGGUGGAGCGUACUCGCUGAGCCAGGUGUCGUACUAUAUGGACAAACAUUUCACGACUAAUAGCUACUUGCCGGCGUAUGCGAAGAUCGCUUGGCAGGCGAAUGUACCGAAUUGUCCUGUUGGCGAGGGAAUCGGUACGUCGUAG